Molecule: messenger RNA, 1141 nt
Organism: Vollenhovia emeryi
Lineage: Eukaryota; Metazoa; Arthropoda; Insecta; Hymenoptera; Formicidae
Exons: 9
Coding region: 167-1066 (299 amino acids)
Biological process (GO): sensory perception of smell; detection of chemical stimulus involved in sensory perception of smell
Cellular component (GO): plasma membrane
Molecular function (GO): olfactory receptor activity; odorant binding
Source: RefSeq, a predicted model, not a curated record
UACUAUUCUGACGGCGGGUAUUAUAUUUCAAUUGACGACGCUAUUGACAUCAAAGGUUACUGCAAAUCUCGUCUGCAAGGUUUUAUCUUCCACAUCUUUCUUUCUUGUUACCUUAAUAAAAUACAAUUUAUUCUGUGUUAACAUCGCAGUUGUAAAGGACUUACUGAUGCAACUUCAGCACGUAUACGAUCAAUUAAAAGAUAAAAACGAAGUUGCUAUCAUAGAAGAGUAUGGUUGCAGUGCAAGACGCUUUACGAUUUCACUUACAAUAUUUGCAGGUGGCGCCUUAUUUGUCCUUGUUAUCGGCCAAUACUGGUCGAGUAUCCUCGUUAUUUUACCAAAAAACGUAUCUCAAUUACGACGGUUGCCAAUUAUGACGGAGUAUUUUAUCGAUCAGGAAAAGUAUUUCUAUUUGAUUUUGUUCCAUAUCAAUCUAAUAUUUUGCAUCGGGUCGGCUGCGAUAUUAGCAGUAGGGGCAAUGCUCAUAACGUAUUUUCAUCAUAUGUGUGGGAUAUUUAGAAUUGCUUGUUAUCGUAUAGAGCAUGCAAUAAAUAUCGAUAUUCGACAAAAUCUUCCGCUGAAAAAUAAGAUCUUGAUGACGGAGGGUGUAAUUUGUGCUGUCGACAUUCAUCGAACAGCUAUGAAAUUGUCCAAACAUUUGAUGUCCAUACUCGAGGUAAUGAUGUUUUGUUUAAUAGUAUGUGGAGUGGCUUGUUUAGCCCUAAAUCUGUUUCAAAUUUUUGAGAUUGCUUCAUCUGAAUAUAAUGUUGAGGAGUUGUUUAUGCCGAUGAUAUAUGUUUCUGUCAGUAUUUUAUAUAUGUUCAUAGCCAACUAUAUUGGACAAAAUAUAAUAGAUCAUAAUGAUCAAGUUUUCUCUACAGCGUAUAACGUUCAGUGGUAUAGAACCCCGUUGCAUGUACAAAAGCUAAUACUGUUUCUAUUACAAAGAGAAACUAAAGAGUUUGUUUUGAAUGUUAGUGGAUUAUUUGAUGCAUCUAUGGAAUGUUUUGCUACGCUACUUAAAACUUCGGUAUCUUACUUUACUGUCAUAUAUUCUACACGAUGACGAAGCAAGUGUGCAUUUAGUAACUGCAUGAGAAUGUAAUUAAUGAAAAAGCAACAUUAUUUAUGUAUGAAAAAC